GAUGGUGGUAGAAGAUGCAUGGUAUGUAUGCAUGGAUGUAUUGAUAGAUGGCAUUCGAGAGAGAGCGAUAGAGAUAUUAAGUGUAACCCACAAGAGGCUGGUUUAGACACACGCACACACACAUAGAGACCACAGGACACGCAAAGAUAAAAAGGCUUCUCUCAGUCUCCUAAACUCUUCCACGUUUCCCAAGGAAAGUAGCCAUCGAACAAACAAGAAUAGAACAACUCUGUUGGGAAAGCCACAAAGGCAUCAUCAUCAUCAUAUCAUCAACACAGCUUUUCCUUCGCUUAGAGAUGAGAGUUCCCUCAUCCCAACAGCCCAAUACCCAUUCUCCCAACCCAAACCUCCUCCUCCACACCACCACCACCACCAACACCACCUUCACCUACGAACCCACCUCCGUCCUCGACCUCUGCCGCAGCCCCAGUCCCGAAAAGAAACCAACUGUCCCCAAACCAGAACCCCAACACAACCUCACCACCACUACCACUACCACUACCAAUACCAACAACAGCCUAGACCUGGACGAUCAUGUCUUGCCAAAUUCCGAUUGGUGGGAGUCCAUCAUGAAGGACCUAGCCUUACCCGAAGAUUCUCCCACAACCCUCUCCAAGCCUAACAACAUCAAUCCAUGCAUCCCUGAUUUUCCACCUUCUCAUGACCCACCCUUUGAUCACCCUCCCGACUUCACCUCUCUUUCAGAAAUUUACAACCAAAACCUCCCCUACAACUACACCACCACCAACCCUUUGGACCAUUCCUUUCACGACCUCAACCACCACCACCACAACCCCACCAUCAACGUUAACAACUGGGACUUCAUCGAAGAGCUUAUCCGCGCCGCCGAUUGCUUCGACAACAGUCACUUCCAACUGGCUCAAGCCAUACUCGAACGCCUCAACAGCCGCCUCAUUCGCUCACCCAUGGCCAAACCGCUCCACCGAGCCGCGUUUCACUUCAAAGAUGCUCUCCAUUCCAUUCUCUCCGGUUCCAACCGUGCCGCUUCCAACCGCCUCUCCUCCAUGGCCGAGAUUGUUCAAACCAUCAAAACUUUCAAGGCCUUCUCGGGAAUCUCUCCCAUCCCAAUGUUCUCUAUCUUCACCACCAACCAGGCCUUGCUAGAAACCCUAAACGGAUCCUCCUUUGUGCACGUCAUCGAUUUCGAAAUCGGGCUCGGGAUCCAAUACGCCUCCCUCAUGAAAGAGAUCGCGGAGAAGGCCGCCGGCGCUUCGCUGCUCCUCCGCAUCACGGCAGUCGUGCCAGAGGAGUACGCCGUGGAGAGCCGCCUCGUCCGCGAGAAUCUCAACCAAUUUGCGCAUGACCUCGGAAUCCGCGUUCAGGUGGACUUCGUCCCGCUUCGGACCUUCGAGGCGGUGUCAUUCAAGGCGGUAAGGUUCGUCGACGGCGAGAAGAUCGCGGUGCUGCUGUCGCCGGCGAUCUUUUGCCGCCUCGGAUCCGUCGGCGCGUUCCUCGCCGACGUGAGAAGGAUGGCGCCCGGAGUGGUGGUGUUCGUGGACGGCGAGGGGUGGACGGAGGCUACCGCUGCGGCCUCUUUUCGGCGAGGCGUGGUGAACAGCUUGGAAUUUUACUCCAUGAUGCUGGACUCGCUGGAUGCGUCUGUGGCGGCCGGGGGAGGCGGCGAGUGGGUGAGGAGGAUCGAGAUGCUUCUUCUGCGGCCGAAGAUCUUCGCAGCGGUGGAAAGCGCAAGGAGGAGGUCACCAGCGUGGAGGGAGGCAUUUUACGGCGCCGGAAUGAGGCCAGUGCAGCUGAGCCAAUUCGCCGAUUAUCAAGCGGAGUGUUUGCUGGCGAAGGUGCAAAUCAGAGGGUUCCACGUGGAAAAACGACAUGCUGAAUUGGUGCUCUGCUGGCAUGAACGAGCGAUGGUUUCCACGUCAGCUUGGCGGUGCUAGAAUAAUAACACAGUAUACAAGAGAAGAAGUAAAAAUAAUCCAACGACACCAAAACCUUAUUUUACCUGUUUUAGGAUGUGAACUUUAUUAUCAAGUUCACUUUGACAAAGAUUCUAGUUUAACUGUAAUUUAGUUUAUUAUGAAAAGUUAAAAAUGUAAGAAAAAAACCCUGGAAGGUACAUAAACUUGUAUUUUUUCCAGACUUUUUUGCUUUAUGUAAUGUAGAUAAAUUGUGGGGGUGUCUAUUCAAUUUGUUUGAGAAGAGUUACCAUGUAAUACAUCUGGCUUUUGAUUCAAAGUAUAUGGAAAUGAAUAGUUACAUAUUUAUGGCUUAUG
Molecule: messenger RNA, 2249 nt
Organism: Vigna angularis (adzuki bean)
Lineage: Eukaryota; Viridiplantae; Streptophyta; Magnoliopsida; Fabales; Fabaceae
Product: scarecrow-like protein 15
Exons: 1
Coding region: 297-1913 (538 amino acids)
Biological process (GO): regulation of DNA-templated transcription
Cellular component (GO): nucleus
Molecular function (GO): sequence-specific DNA binding; DNA-binding transcription factor activity
Source: RefSeq, a predicted model, not a curated record